Messenger RNA from Alligator sinensis (Chinese alligator), 1188 nucleotides. It is a transcript of the gene RGL1, whose product is annotated as ral guanine nucleotide dissociation stimulator like 1. Gene Ontology annotation, molecular function: guanyl-nucleotide exchange factor activity. NCBI's taxonomy places the organism in Eukaryota, Metazoa, Chordata, Crocodylia, Alligatoridae. The coding region runs from base 130 to 1188 and encodes 352 amino acids. The record is from RefSeq and is a predicted model, not a curated record. Gene Ontology annotation, biological process: Ras protein signal transduction; positive regulation of GTPase activity. Gene Ontology annotation, cellular component: plasma membrane. The transcript has 8 exons.
UGCAGAAGCUAAGCAACAGAAGCAGAGUGCUGUCUACUCUGCUGGGAAAGUGUGAGAGGAUUGUAAAAGCUAGUUGCUUCAAAGCAGGAUCCACCAUGCUCCGUCCAUGUAGAGAAGAGGAAACUGAGAAUGAAAUUGUUUUGGAAAGUUAAAAUGAGCUCUAUUCAGGACUGGGGUGAAGAGGUAGAGGAAGGAGCUGUUUACAAUGUCACCCUCAAAAGAGUGCAGAUUCAACAGGCUGCCAAUAAAGGAGCAAGAUGGCUAGGGGCUGAAGGGGACCAAUUGCCUCCAGAACAUACUGUUAGCCAGUAUGAGACAUGUAAAAUCAGAACAAUCAAAGCUGGCACCCUGGAGAAACUUGUGGAAACCCUCCUGACAGCUUUUGGAGACAACGAUUUUACCUACAUCAGCAUUUUUCUGUCAACGUACAGGGCCUUUGCCUCUACUAAAGAAGUACUAGAAAUUCUCCUUGACCGGUAUGGAAACCUGGAGACCUCAAACUGUGAAGAAGAUGGAAGCCAGAAUUCCUCAGAGUCCAAAACAGUACUCAGGAAUACAAUAGCCUCACUCUUGAGAGCCUGGCUUGAUCCGUGUUCUGAAGACUUCAGAGAGCCACCGGAUUACGUGUGUUUGCAUAAACUGCUGGAUUACCUUAAAAGAAUCAUGCCUGGCUCUGACACAGAGAAAAGGGCACAAAGCCUCCUGGAGCAGUUUCAGAAGCAAGAAGUAGAAAAUGAGAAUGGAUUUCAUAGCACCUUCAUUUUCAGCCUUGAUGUUGAUGAGGAAAUAGAAAUUGAUGGGACACAAGAGCUCUCUUUUUUCUCAGAAGAUCUUGUGGCAGAGCAGCUAACGUAUAUGGAUGCAGAACUCUUUAAGAAAGUAGUGCCCCACCACUGUUUGGGUUGCAUCUGGUCUCAGAGGGAUAAGAAAGAAUACAAGCACUUGGCAUCCACUAUCAGAGCCACCAUCUCCCAGUUUAAUGCAGUUACAAACUGUGUCAUCAAAACCAUCCUGAAAGACAAAGAACUCAAGCCACAGCACAGAGCCAAGAUCAUUGAGAAGUGGAUCAAUAUUGCACAAGAAUGUAGGAUCCUGAAGAAUUUUUCCUCCUUGAGGGCCAUUGUUUCAGCACUGCAGUCCACCUCCAUCUAUCGACUAAAGACGACCUGGGCAUCUGUUACAAAGUAA